Molecule: messenger RNA, 16940 nt
Organism: Pimephales promelas (fathead minnow)
Lineage: Eukaryota; Metazoa; Chordata; Actinopteri; Cypriniformes; Leuciscidae
Gene: fat4
Product: FAT atypical cadherin 4
Biological process (GO): adherens junction organization; cell morphogenesis; cell-cell junction assembly
Cellular component (GO): adherens junction; catenin complex; plasma membrane
Molecular function (GO): calcium ion binding; cadherin binding; beta-catenin binding
Source: RefSeq, a predicted model, not a curated record
AAUAUAUAAAUGUAUUUAAAACACUAAUGAAGAGUUAUAAAAACUACGGUAAGUUGGGAAUGUUAUUGUGGGCACAUAACGGUACAUCCAGUACCUGGAGCGCAACUCGCAUGUACUAUUCAGUCCAUGCGAUGAUUGACAUCCUCCUCGUCCAAUCAGCAGCCGAGGCGAUGACUUUACAAUAGAAAGGGGAGCCAGAGAGGGGCGGGGUCUUACACAGAGAGCCAAUGGCUGGACAGGAGGGCGGGCACUUUCUCAACUCGGGCUUUUGUUCUCUGUCAGGGCAGUAAAGUGAAGUUUGGUCACCGUUAUUCCGCGGGACAUCCCGUAUCAGAAUCACAGGGAUAAUAUCAGAGCUCCUUUAUCUCCUCCAGGGAAAACUCUUGUGCAGUGUGAGAACUGAGGAUUUACUUUUCCUUUCUCCUCACAAUGGAAACUCCAUCAUCAUCAUCUUCCUCAUCAUGAGAGGAACGCGUUGAGUUUUGCAGGGUGAAGUUCUGACAGGAUUUUACUGCAUGCGAAUGAACUCAUUUUCCUCCCGUAAAAGGAUUUUUUGAAGGAUUAAACCCGUGGAAUUACAACAGUAAGAUCUCAACUUUACCUUAAGUUUGUUUAAAACACCAAACGCGGAUGCAUUUGGAUAUAUAAUCAUCUUUUUUUAAAUCUUUUCUUUCUUUUCUUUUUCUUUUUUUGGAUACAAUGCAAAUGUGAGUUGAAUGUAUCAGGCUUGGAAAAACCCUGACUGGAUCCGUGAUCAUGGCGCGUUCAGGUACAUCUAUGGACACUUUGCACCUCAUUUUAUUCGUUUUAUGGACUUUAUCGCGCUAUUCUUUAUCCAGUCAAGUUCGGCAGGAGUUUGAGGUUCUGGAAGAGCAGCCGAUGGGCACAUAUGUGGGCACUAUCAACACCAAACCCACUUUCACAUACAGAUUCAGCGAACAACACAAACUUUUUUCCAUCAACGCCACGACGGGCGUCAUAUACACGUCCUCGGUGAUCGAUCGAGAAGUUUUGCCGAGUAAUAUCAUUAAUGUCGUGGUUUUAUCCAGUCAGCCGACUUACCCAACCGAAGUGCGGAUCGUGGUUCUGGAUAUUAAUGAUAACGCGCCCGUGUUUCCCGACGCGUCGAUCGUGGUGUCGUUUAAAGAGGACGCGAGCAACGGGCGUCAGGUGAUAUUAGACACCGCGACGGAUUCAGACAUCGGGACCAAUGGAGUGGAUCACACGACUUACCGAAUCAUUAACGGGAACGAUCAGCGUAAAUUUCGCCUGGAUAUCACCGUAAACCCGAGCGGUGAAGGCGCGUUUCUGCACCUCGUGUCCACAGGAGGGCUUGACAGAGAAAUAACCCCUUUCUAUCAGCUCCUAAUCCAGGUUGAAGACAAAGGAGAACCUAAAAAGUUCGGGUACCUGCAGGUAAACGUCACAAUUCAGGAUAUAAAUGACAACCCGCCUGCGUUUGACCAGGACCAGUAUCAGACCAGUGUGUUUGAGGACUCUGCCAUUGGCUCCAGUGUACUUCAGAUAUCAGCCACAGACUUGGAUGAGGGUGCGAAUGCUGAUAUUACAUAUCUUUUAGAUGAAGGAACUCCAUUUCAGAUCGACCCCAAAGCCGGGACUGUUAUUAUAAAGGACGGGUUAGACUAUGAAACUAGGAAAGAGUAUUCCCUAACCAUCCAUGCUGUGGAUAACGGCAUUCCCUCUCUCUCAGUCAGGUCUGAAGCCACUAUCAAACUGCUUGACGUUAAUGACAACGACCCUGUUGUUAAAUUUCGCUACUUCCCUACAACGUCCAAAUUCGCUUCGGUGGACGAAAACGCACAAGUCGGGACGGUCGUAGCAUUAUUGACCGUUUCGGACUCGGAUUCGGCCACCGCUAACGGUAACAUCUCGGUUUCGAUACUCGGUGGGAACGAGCAGAGACACUUUGACGUUCACAGUUCGCCCGUCCCAAAUCUGAGUCUGAUCAAAGUAGCAAGUGUGUUAGACAGAGAGAGAAUCUCCUCGUACAACCUCACCGUUUCAGUGUCGGACAACGGCAAGCCCGUGUCCCGCUCGUCCUUCGCAAGUCUGGUUAUAUUCGUGAAUGAUAUUAACGACCAUCCGCCUAUAUUUCAGGAAGCUGUGUAUAAAGUAGACAUAAGCGAAGACAUUCCCAAAGGCAGUUACAUUAAAGGGGUCUCGGCCACAGAUGGAGACUCCGGGCAAAACGCCAAUCUCCGUUACUCACUUGUGUCUGGAAACAGUUUGGGUUGGUUUGCCAUCAGUGAGAACAGUGGUUUGGUCACCAGUGCGGCAGAACUCGAUAGAGAAAAAGCAUCUCAAAUAGUGCUAAAUAUCAGCGCCAAAGACCAAGGCCUGCAGCCGAGAAUCUCCUACACCAAAUUGAUUGUGAACAUAACAGACGUUAAUGAUCAAAUCCCCACUUUUACGCAAAACACAUAUCACGUUUCGUUGGUCGAACAUUCCCCUGUCGGAUCCGAGCUUGUGGUGUUGUCUGCGACGGAUUCGGAUCUCGGGUCAAACGGCACGAUCCGAUUCUCGUUCGACACCGAAACCCCGGUUAGCGUUCAGAGUCGAUUUAGAUUAGAUGCGAUUUCAGGCCGUUUGAGCUCAGCGUCUGAGUUAGAUAGAGAAGAGGAAAGCUCGUAUCUUCUAUACAUCAAAGCCACAGAUGCAGGAACGCCUCCUCUUUACUCCGGCUGCAAAGUUAACAUCACACUGAAAGAUGUUAACGAUAACAGCCCAGUGUUUUACCCCGUGCAAUAUUUCGCUAAUAUAAAAGAAAACGAGCCGGCCGGCUCAUUCGUGAGUAUCGUAACCGCUUCCGAUCCUGAUUUGGGUCGCAACGGCACUGUUAAAUACGCCAUCACCGCUGGCGACUCCUACAAGUUUCACAUUAACGGCAACUCUGGUAAAAUCACGACUCUGGUGCCACUCGAUAGAGAGGAAAAAACCACGUAUCAGCUGCAGGUUUCGGCGACCGACGGAGGCGGGUUGCGUUCGCACACACACGCUAUAGUCACGAUCACGGUUAUAGAUACGCAAGAUAACCCUCCCGUAUUCAGUCAGAACGAAUACAGCUUCGUUAUGUUUGAAAAUGUGGCGAUUGAUAGCAUCAUCGGGACUGUGUCGGCCACUACUGUAGAUCUGAACACUAAUAUCACGUAUUUAAUCGCGUCGGGCGACCAACGCGGUUUGUUUGACGUUAAACGCGGCACUGGGCAGAUCAUAGCGUCAGGUGUUAUAGACAGAGAAGAACAGGCGUUUUACCAGCUAACGGUGAUCGCUAGGAGUGGGGAGGUUACAGGGGAAGCGCUAGUUAACAUCACAGUGAAAGAUUUAAACGAUAACGCACCUCGUUUUAUUCAUGCGGUCGAGCACGUUAGCGCUGUUGAAAACUGGGCCGCCGGCCUCCAUAUAUUCCAGGCGAAAGCUUCGGAUCCGGAUGAAGGCACAAAUGGCGUGAUCGUGUACAGCCUCAAACAAAACCCUAAAGGUUUGUUUCACAUUCACGAAAAGCACGGAUUGAUCUCGCUCACCGGCCCCCUAGAGGUCACAACCAGUUCCUACCAGCUGGAGGUCGUGGCCUCUGACCUCGGCGUCCCUCAGCGCACAUCCAGCUUUAUUCUCACUAUUAGCGUGUACGACGUUAACGACAACGCGCCGGUGUUCGACCAGCUCUCCUACGAAGUCACCAUCUUGGAAUCCGAGCCGGUAAAUAGCCGUUUUUUUAAAGUGGAGGCCAGCGAUAAAGACUCUGGGCUCAAUGGGGAAAUCGUGUACGACAUCGCUAGCGGGAACACGAACGACGUUUUUGGGAUUUUCCCCGAUGGACAGUUGUAUAUCAAAGCAGAUUUGGACCGAGAAGUACAAGAUCGGUAUAGUUUAUUAGUGGUGGCUAAAGACCGAGCCGUCGAGCCGCUGAGCGCGAGCGUUAAUGUGACGGUUCUCCUCGACGACGUCAACGACAAUCGUCCGCUUUUCAACAGCACUAAUUACGUGUUUCACUUCGAGGAAGAGCGGGAACGAGGGUCGCUCGUCGGGCGCGUGUUCGCUGAGGAUAAAGACUUCGGGCCGAAUUGCGAAGUCCGUUAUUCCUUUGAAACGCCACAGCUAAAUUUCGAGCUCAACGCCAUCACGGGCGUGUUGACUAGCACGCUACAGUUUGACCGUGAAUCUCUCAUGAGGCAACGAGGAGCUUCGGUGUUCAGUUUCACGGUCGUUUCUUCCGACCAAGGCCUUCCCAAGCCUCUCAAAGACCAGGCUAAAGUUCAAGUCUACAUACAAGACAUCAACGACAACCCGCCGAAGUUCACCAAAGACAUUUACCAGGGCUCAAUCUCCGAAUCCGCACCGAACAUGACGCAACUGCUCCGAGUCUCUGCCUCUGAUGUGGAUGAAAAUAAAAACGGACUCGUUCGCUACGACAUAAUAGAGGGAAAUGAGGAAAAACAGUUUAGCAUUGAUGGCAGCUCUGGUCAGGUUACGCUAGUGGGGAAGCUAGACUUUGAGUCGACGCCCUUUUACUCCCUUAAAAUUAUAGCUGAGGACUCUGGGACUGUGCCUCUGUCAUCCACUUGUGUGCUGAGCAUCAGCGUUCUGGAUGAUAACGACAACUCUCCGUCUUUUCCCAAAUCAACCCUCACGGUGGAUGUGCUGGAGAACAUGCGGAUCGGAGAGCUAGUCGCCUCAAUAACCGCCACGGACUCUGAUUCGGGCUCCAACGCUGAAAUCACGUACAGCAUUUCUGCUACAAACAACCACGGCACGUUCAGCAUCAGUCCCAACACCGGCAGCAUCUUCCUAGUCAAGAAACUUGACUUUGAGACUCAGUCGCUUUACAAACUCAACGUGACGGCUAAAGAUAACGGAAGGCCGUCUAAGUCUUCCUCUAUUCCGGUUAUAAUCCACGUGAGGGAUUUUAACGACAACCCUCCUGUUUUUACACCAGGUGACAUUUUUAAGUCAAUCCCUGAAAACCUCCCGCUCUCAACCUCGGUUAUGACUAUCGCGGCUCACGACACGGACGCCGAUAUCAACGGCGAGCUGGAGUACUCAAUCGUCCAGCAGACACCCAGGGGUGCUCACUUCAGCAUAGACCCUUCGUCUGGCGUGAUCUACACCAAUAAAAACAUCGACCGAGAGUUCUCAAACCUGUUUGAGCUUACAAUCAAAGCCACUGACCAAGCCGUGCCAUCCGAGUUUCGCCGUUUCGCUCUUAAAAACGUCACUAUCUGGGUGACGGACCAAAAUGACAACAUCCCGACGUUUAUCUCCCAGAAUGCACUAGUUGCAGAAUCCAACAUCGUGAUCGGAUCCAUUCUGACAACUGUGAUCGCUUUUGAUCCGGACGAAGGGGCGAACGGAGAGGUGGAGUACGAGCUUGUGAGAGGAGAUUCAGACACGUUUAUAAUGGAUCGCUACAGCGGAGAUAUCAGAUUAGCAUCUCAGCUCGUUCCCUCAAAGCUCAUCUAUAGUUUAACCGUGUCGGCGACGGAUCACGGCACGGAUCGCAAAACCUCACGUACGGAGCUAACGAUACUCCUUCAGGGUACGGAUGGCCCGGUUUUCUCCCAACCCAAAUACAUCACCAUUUUAAAGGAAGGCCAGCCGCCGGGAACCAACGUUAUCUCCCUGGACGCCUCCAGUCCUCGAGGCACCGGCACCAAGGUGGAGUUUUUUAUUGUGUCGGUUCGUAGCGGCGGGAAGGCCGCGGGCCGGCUGUUCACCAUCGGACGCCACACCGGGACGAUCCAAACGGCUGCCGAACUGGACCGGGAGCAAGGCUUGGAUCUGUACUUGCUGGACGUGUACGCCAUCGAAUCCGACGCUAGCCAGCCCAGAACGCAACACGCCGAGGUUGAAAUCACCCUUCAGGACGUGAACGACAACCCUCCCGUCUUUCCCACGGACACACUCGACGUCACGAUCCAGGAGAACAUCAGCGACGGCUUCAGGAUAAUGCAGAUCACAGCCACUGAUGCAGACGAGGGAGCGAACGCUCUGGUGACCUACGCCAUCAUCAGUGGAGCGGACGACAGUUUCCGCAUCGACCCCGAGUCCGGCGAGCUGACGGCCACCAGGCGGCUGGACCGAGAGCGCAGGUCCAAGUACUCUCUGCUGGUGCGCGCCGACGACGGCCUGCAAUCCUCGGAUGUUCGGGUCAACAUCACCGUCAGCGACCUCAACGAUCACGCGCCCAAGUUCUCCCGCUCCGUGUACUCCUUCGACAUCCCCGAGGACAUGACUCCAGGUUCGAUCGUGGCGGCGAUUCUGGCCAGCGACUCGGACUCGGGCUCGAACGGCGAGAUCACGUACUCCAUAGAGGAGGAUGACGAGGACGCCACCUUCCUCCUGAACCCCGUGACCGGCGUGUUCAACGUCACCCGCGCGCUGGACUACGAGUCGCAGCAGUUCUACAUCCUGACGGUCCAGGCCCGGGACGGGGGCGGCCUGUGCUCUUCUGUCCGGGUCUACUUUAACCUGCUGGACGUCAACGAUAACCGGCCCGUCUUCAACAGCUCCAUGUACAGCACUUCGGUCCUGGAGAGUCUGAGUCCCGGGACAUCCGUGCUCACCGUGAGCGGCAGAGACGCCGAUGACGGGCCGAAUGCGGAGCUGCAGUACAAGAUUGCGUCAGGUGACCCGCAGUCCCAGUUCACCAUAACCGACACGGGCGUCUUACAAACCAAGAAGGUCUUGGACCGCGAGACUCAGUCUUUCUACAACCUGGUCAUCACCGUUAACGACUUGGCUCCGCCUCCCAUGACCCGCUUCACCAGCACCGCCCAGGUGUCAAUCAUUCUGCUGGACGUCAACGACUGCCCGCCCACCUUCACCUCGCAGUCGACGGCGUACAUCCAGGAGAACACGCCGGUGGAUACGGUGGUGUUCUCGGCGCUGGCCACCGACGCCGACAGCGGGCCGAACAGCUACGUGGAAUAUUCCCUCAAGGGGCCGUUCGGAAACAAGUUUAGCAUCGGGAACAUCGAUGGCGGCGUGAUUUUGGUUGGCGAACUGGAUCGCGAAGAAAUGGCGAAUUACUCUUUGAUAAUCAUGGCCACCGAUAAAGGUGAUCCGCCGCUUUCGUCCACGAUGGAGGUCACUAUGAUGGUUCUGGACGUGAACGACAACACGCCGAGCUUCUCCCAGAACAUCUACGACAUCGAGAUCGAGGAGAACACGCUCACCGGAACCGACGUCCUGCGCGUUUUCGCCAGCGACGCGGACGAGGGAACGAACGGACAGAUUCGUUUUUCAAUCGCCGGCGGGAACGUGAACUCCGAUUUCCGGAUCGACUCGGUGACGGGAGUUAUUUCGGUGGCAAAGCUCCUGGAUCGGGAGACGCGACCUUCGUAUUCUCUGACCGUUCAGGCUUCGGAUCGCGGGAGUAGCUCGCGUGUGGAUCGCGCCACCGUUAACAUCGUGCUUUUGGAUGUGAACGACUGCUCGCCUGUGUUCGAGCUCUCGCCGUACACCGUCAGCGUGCAGGAGAACCUAGGGAACCUGCCCAACAAUAUCUUACAGGUUGUGGCCCGGGACGAUGACCUGGGCGCUAACGGUCAGAUCACCUACACACUCUCCGGCGGGAACGAAGCCGGAUCCUUCAGCCUCUCGUCCGCCGGUCAGCUGAUCCUGAUCCGAACACUGGACCGGGAAUCUCAGGACAGAUUCACGCUGGUCAUCACGGCUCACGACGCUGGAUCACCGCCUCUGAGCGGCUCUGGGACUGUGGUGGUGCUGGUUGGGGAUGUGAACGAUAAUAUCCCAUCAUUCAGCUCCAUGUCUUUCCACACGACUAUUCCCGAAGACGCUCCCACCGGAACGGAUGUGCUGAUGCUCAACAGCUCGGACUCGGACGUCGGACUCAAUGGAGUGAUCAGUUACAGUCUCAGUGGUGGGGACGGUCAGUUCUCCAUUAACCCGUCCACUGGCUUGAUCAUCACCAGUUCCCUGCUGGAUCGCGAGUCGCGGGCCAGUUACCAGUUGCUGGUGGUGGCAUCGGACGGUGGACAACCCACACCACUGUCCAGCUCUGCCACAGUAUCCGUGGUGGUGUCCGACAUCAAUGAUAACCCUCCCCGGUUUCACCAUCAUCCAUAUGUCACGCAUAUUCCUGCUUCUACUUCUACAGGCUCACUGGUCUUUGCGGUCACAGUAACAGAUGAAGAUUACGGCUCAAAUGCUCAACUUCACUAUUCGCUCACCGGGCGCAAUUCAGAAAAGUUCAAGAUUGACCCGAUUAGAGGUGCCAUCACCGCCAAUGAAAAACUCACCGGGAGUUCAGAGGUCACCUUCACAGUCCAUGUAAAAGAUGGAGGCACCAACCCCAAAACCGACAGCACGACAGUUACAGUUCGCUUCGUUACUGGGGGAGACUUUCCCCAUAUUAGACUCAAGGAGAAAUCCUUCACCUUCCCAGAAAACCAACCCACCAACACUGUUGUAACAAAGGUGACCGGCUCAUCGCCCAGGGCAGGUCCUUUGUCGUACUAUAUUGCGAGUGGAAACCUGGACAAUGCAUUCCACAUAGAUCAACUUUCAGGAGAGCUGUCUAUCAAAAAUCCUCUGGACUAUGAGAAUAUUGAGAAGUACGUCUUGUGGAUUGAGGCCCGAGACCAAGGCUUUCCUCCUUAUUCGGCCUAUGAGAAAAUAGAGAUCGGAGUGCUGGACGUUAAUGACAACCAUCCUGUUUUCAAGCAAGAGCCAUUCCAUGCUGAGAUUCUAGAAAACCUCUCACCUCAACGUGUGCUUAUAGUCUCUGCAUUCGACCAGGACAGCGGACCAAACGGGCAACUGGACUUUGCAAUCAUUGAUGGCAACAAAGAAAACAGCUUUAGCAUCAACCGGGCAACCGGUGAAAUCCGCACGACACGACCUCUGGAUCGAGAGAAGGUCGCUCAGUAUUCUUUGAGGGUGAAGUCGACGGAUAGAGGCAGCCCCCCGAAAAGCACGGCAGUCAAUGUUUUGAUCAGUGUGCUGGACGUUAAUGACAAUGCACCCAGAUUCUCCAAAAUCUUCAGUGCAACUGUACCUGAAAACGCACCAGUGGGCUUCACUGUGACCCGAGUAACCACCACCGACGAGGACGCAGGAGCUAACGCUAUAAGCCGAUACUCCAUCAGCGACGCAAGUAUUCCCUUCAUCAUCCACCCCAGCACAGGAGACAUCACUAUCAGUAGACCUCUGAACCGAGAGGACACAGACCACUACAUUGCCAAAGUCUCAGCACACGAUUCAGGAUGGGCGGUUAGCACAGACGUCACGAUAUUUGUAACAGACGUGAAUGACAAUGCUCCAAGAUUUAGCAAGCCGUCAUAUUACCUAGACUACCCUGAGCUGAUGGAGGUCGGAUCAAUUGUGACUCAAGUCUCUGCCACAGAUCCUGACGAGGGAUUCAACGGGAAAACAUUUUACUUUAUCAGAUCUCAAACAGAGUACUUCCGAAUCAACUCCAGCUCUGGCGAGAUCUUCAUCAAACAGCAGCUCAGGUAUCAAAACUCAAGUGGCCACAGUAACGUCAACGUGAACCGGCAUAGUUUCAUCGUCACCGCUUCAGACAGAGGCAUCAAGCCCCUCAUGAGCGAAACCACAGUUAUCAUAAAUGUUGUUGAUAGCAAUGAUAACCCCCCCAUGUUUGAAUCUUCGUUUUACUUCACCCCUGUAACUAAAAGUGUAAAAGUCGGCACCAAACUCCUCAAGGUCACAGCCUAUGAUCAGAAGGACUUUGGCCUGAACUCUGAAAUAGAGUAUUCAGUAUCUGGAGGCAACAGUUCAAACAAGUUCCGCUUGGAUAAACAAACUGGAUCAGUUACAGUAGCGUCCUCACUCACUGCAGAGACUAAUAAAGUUUACCUGCUUGAAAUAACAGCCAGUGACAAAGGGAACCCUCCGUUGUCCGCUAAGACAACAGUCAGAAUAGCUGUCACAGAAGAGAACCAUCACACUCCAGAGUUUUCACAGAACCAAGUAACAGUCACCGUGUCUGAAGGUCUGGCUGUCGGCACGGCCAUCCGCACCCUAUCAGCACGAGAUAAGGACAAGGACAAGCAAAUGAAUGGCCUGAUUACGUACAACAUCUCCUCGGGUAAUGACGACGGCUUGUUUUCAGUUCACAGUCAGACGGGCGUUUUAUCCCUGGCAAUGCCACUGGAUUAUGAGACAAAACAGAAGCAUGAACUCAGAGUUUCUGCCACAGAUGGAGGGUGGAUUGCCAAAACAAGCUAUGUUACAGUUAACGUCCAUGUUACGGAUGUAAACGACAACCCUCCGGUGUUUGACCCUGUUGAGUACUUCCCAGUCGUCCAGGAGAAUGUUCCCAGUGGCACUACUGUCGUAAAAAUAAACGCAACAGAUAAAGACUCUGGGCCAAAUGCCCUGAUGGCAUACGUCAUUCAGUCUUCAGACAGUGACUUGUUCAUUAUCGACCCCAAUACAGGAAUCAUCACCACACAAGGCUUCCUGGACUAUGAAGCUAAACAGGUGUAUCACCUGACUGUCAAAGCCUUUAACGUUCCAGACGAAGAACGAUGCAGCUUCGCAUAUGUUAACAUUCAGCUGAAAGGUGCUAAUGAGUAUGUCCCUCGUUUUGUGUCAAAGCAAUACUACUUUGAGGUCUCAGAGGCGGCACCUAAAGGCACAGUCAUUGGGGAGGUGUUCGCUAGCGACAGAGACUUGGGAGAAGAUGGCGUGGUGUAUUACUUGAUUUUUGGCAGAAGCAGAAAAAGGGGUUUUAGCAUUAAUAAAAAGACAGGUCAGAUUUACGUCUCAGGACCACUUGAUCGUGAAAAAGAAGAAAAGAUUUCUCUCAAAGUCUUAGCUAAGAAUGCAGGCAGCAUAAUAGGGGCAGAUAUUGAUGAGGUGCUUGUGAACAUUACAGUUCUAGAUGCCAACGAUCCUCCAGUAUUUACCCAAGAACUCUAUGAUGUUCAGGUUAAUGAGGGACUGUCUCCUGGUGGCCUGGUUACAUUUGUCAGUGCUGAGGAUUCAGAUUCUGUCCCUAGCUGGAGCAGAUUCACCUACGCCAUUGCUGCCAACUAUGAAAGAAGCACUUUCACCAUCAAUCCUCAGACAGGACAGGUGUCUGUGGCAUCAGAACUGGACCGGGAAACCAUCCCCGUGUACAACCUCACCAUCCUGGCAGUAGACUCAGGUUCUCCAGCUGCCACCGGCAGUGCCGUUUUAAUUGUGACCCUGGAGGACAUUAAUGAUAAUGGACCGACUUUGGUGACUACAAGUGGGGAGGUGAUGGAGAACCAGAGAGCAGGAACACCCGUGAUGACGCUCGGUUCAAGUGAUCCAGAUCUUGCUCCGAAUCAAGGCCCGUUCUUCUACAGCCUUGUCAACACUGGAGCAGCAUCCAGCUACUUCACCCUCAGUCAAACCGGUGAGCUGACCACCAACAGGGAGAUCGACAGAGAGCAGAUUAGUGAUUUCUACCUCUCUGUGAUUAUCAAAGAUUCUGGUACUCCUCAGAUGUCCUCGACCGGAACUGUCCACAUCAAAGUCAAUGAUCAGAAUGAUAAUCCCUCAGAGUCCCGCUCUGUAGAGAUCUACGUCCAUUAUUUUGGAAAUAUGUUCCCUGGAGGAUCACUGGGGGUGGUGAAGCCACAGGAUCCAGAUGUACAAGACACGUUCCAGUGUUCUCUGACUCCACCGGCGGCUGCCCUCUUUAGCAUUCCCACGGGUACCUGUGACCUCAACUCGAACACUCGCUCCACAGACGGCACUUUUGAUUUAUCAGUGCGUAGCAGUGAUGGCGUCCAUGAUGCCGUCAACAGCCAUGUACGUGUUUUCUUCAUUGGAUUCAAUAAUGCCACAGUGGACAAUAGCAUCCUUAUACGUGUAGUAUCCCAAAGCGCAAGCGAUUUCCUUACCAAUCACUACCUCAGUUUCCUGCGCAUCGCCAACUCACAGCUAGCCGGCUUAGGCACCGGAGUCCAGAUUUAUGGGGUGUUUGAACUCAACAACAGCACUUUCUUGACGGCAGCGGUCAAGCGCGGACAUGGGCAAUACGUCAAUCCAAGUGGAGUGGCCACUUUCUUCCAGAGCAUCAAGGAAAUUCUGCACAGACAAAGUGGAGUUAAGAUCGACUCCAUGGACCAUGAUCCCUGCUCCCACAAUCCGUGUCAAAACGGGGGCAGUUGCAAGAGGCGGCUGGCUGUUGGACCAGACAUGAAGACGGAGGAGAGCGUCCCGAUCAUUCUCGUGUCAAAUCGCCCCCUACAGCCAUACGCCUGUAACUGCAGGCCCGGAUAUGCUGGUGCCCUCUGCGAGAUGGACAUUGACGAGUGCCAGCCAACACCUUGUCACAAUGGUGGAACUUGCCACAACUUGGUGGGGGGAUUCUCUUGCUCCUGUCCAGAAAGUUUCACUGGGAUGGCUUGUGAGAGGGACGUCAACGAGUGCCUUUCGAACCCCUGCCAGAAUGGGGCGCUAUGCCAGAAUUACCCCGGGGGAUUUAACUGCCUGUGCAAAUCUGGAUUCGCAGGGAAAGCCUGUGACUCCAUCAUCAAUUACUGUGAGUGUAACCCCUGUUUUAAUGGGGGUUCCUGCCAGAACCGGGUGGAAGGCUAUUACUGUCACUGUCCCUUUGGUGUGUUUGGAAAGCACUGUGAACUGAACAGUUAUGGAUUCGAGGAGCUCUCUUACAUGGAGUUCCCCAGCCUCGACCCCAACAACAACUACAUCUACAUUAAGUUUGCCACGUUGAAGGAAAACGCCUUGCUCAUGUACAAUCACGACAACCAGACCGGCGACAAGGCGGAGUUCUUGGCCCUUGAGAUCCUCGAAGGCAGAAUGCGGUUCUCGUUUAACUUGGGGAGCGGCACUUACAAGCUCAUGACGACCAUCAGGGUCUCAGACGGCCAAUUCCACACCGUCAUCGCCAGGAGGGCAGGAAUGGCGGCGUCUCUCACUGUUGACCUGUGUGGAGAGGAACAGGAAUCGGGAUACUGCGCUGUCAGCAAUGUGGCCGUUCACACAGACUGGAUCCUGGAUGUCCAGCCGAACCGUGUGUCCGUCGGCGGCGUCCGCUCGAUCGAAGCGCUCCUGCACCGCAGAGGUCAGGUGGACACGCACGACUUCGUCGGAUGCAUCAUGGAGUUCGCCGUCAACGGGCGUCCGCUGGAACCGUCUCAAGCUCUGGCUUCACACGGCAUCCUGGACAGAUGUCCCAGGAUGGAGGGUGUGUGUGUGUCCGAGCCCUGCAGACACGGAGGGACGUGUGUGGACAUGUGGUCGUGGCAGCAGUGCCAGUGUGCCGAGGGCUUCACCGGACCCGUGUGUGAGAAGUACAUCUCUGCAGACACGGCUCUCUCUCUGGACGGGUCUGGGCGUCUGGACUACGGCUUGAGUCAGAGCCGUAAGAGGGACGUGUUGUUGCUUCGGGCCCCGGGCGGCCCCGUGCAGGAGUACAGCAGUCUGGAGCUGAAGUUUCGCACGCGCAGCGGAUCCGGGACGCUCGUGCACGCUCAGGAGAGCUACAACUACACCAGCGUCAGGCUGAAGAAUGGCCUUCUCCAGUACGUGUCUGACGCCGGAGUCGCCGGGAAGGUGGAGAGGAUUGUGGGAGAUGUGGUUCUGUCUGACGGUCAGUGGCACACACUGUUGCUUCAGAGAAACGGAUCGUCCACCGUCCUGCGGAUCGACCAGUCCAGCUCCAAAGUCAUUCUGCACAACACACAGGACUUCGGAGGGAUCGACGUACACACACUGUCUCUCGGUGGCGUCCCGGCCCGACCCACUCAGCAGAAAACCAGCCCGGGUUUUGAUGGCUGUUACGCCUAUGUGAAAUAUAACGGAGAGAUGCUCCCCUUCAGCGGUGUUCACGGGACCGUUUCCAUCUCCAAGACUGAUCCCUCUGUGAAGAUCGGCUGUCGUGGCCCAAAUCUAUGCGAUAGCAGUCCAUGCUGGGAUGGGUUGAUGUGCGUGAACCAAUGGUACACUUACCAGUGUGUGCCGCCGGGCGACUGUACCUCCAACCCUUGCCAACACGGUGGAAGCUGCGUUCCCGGCGUCCGUGGAGGCUUUACCUGCACAUGUGAGGAGUUUUACACGGGAAGAGUGUGCGAGAGCCUGGUGGCCUGUCUGGGAGUCCGGUGUCCACAGGGAACGGAGUGCAAUCUGGGAGCAAAUGGAGGAUUUACCUGUAGUCCAAGCGCCACCACCGAAGAGAUGGUUCUGCCCAUCUGGGCGGUUCCUGCGAUCGUGGGCAGCUGCGCGACCGUCUUAGCGCUGGUUGUUUUAAGCCUCAUUCUUUGCAACCACUGCAAGGGUCGUAAGAAAACCAAAGUGCCAAAAGAUGAGAAGAAAACAGAGAAGAAGAAGAAGAAAAAGAAAAAGAAAGGCAGUGAGAAUGUGGCGUUUGAUGAUCCGGAUAACAUCCCGCCCUACGGAGACGACAUGACUGUCCGGAAACAGCCUGAAGGAAACCCCAAACCUGAUAUCAUUGAGCGGGAAAACCCUUACUUGAUCUACGACGAAACUGACAUCCCGCACAACAACGAAACCAUUCCCAGCGCCCCGUGCGCCGGUCCGGAGGCCGACAUGGAGCACUACGACAUCGACAAUGCCAGCAGCAUUGCUCCAUCAGAUGCGGACAUCAUCCAACACUACAAACACUUCCGAAGCCACACUCCCAAGUUCUCCAUUCAGCGCCACAGUCCUCUGGGAUUUGCUCGUCAGUCCCCUCUUCCGUUGGGCGCUACGACUAGCUACACCUACCAGCCGAGCUACACCCAAGGGCUCCGCUCGACCCCGCUCAGCCAUUCAGCUUGUCCUACGCCCAACCCCUUGUCCCGCCACAGCCCGGCUCCCUUUACCAAGCCAUCCUCCUUCUACCGCAACACUCCCACUCGUGAACUCAACUUGGCAAGGCGCGACGGAAGCCCUCUCGACUUCCACGGAGACGUGUGCCAACCUGGUAUGUUCAACUACGCCACACGUCUGGGUCGCCGCAGCAAGAGUCCUCAAACCAUGGCUGGUCACGGAUCCCGUCCCGGGAGCCGCCUGAAGCAACCCAUCGAGCAAAUCCCAUUGGAAAGCGACCCGCCUGUGGGGUUGUCCAUAGAAGAGGUGGAACGCCUCAACACGCCUCGGCCCAGGAACCCUAGCAUCUGUAGUGCGGAUCACGGGCGUUCUUCGUCUGAGGAAGACUGCCGUCGACCACUCUCACGUGUCCGAAACCCUGCGGAUGGCAUCCCCGCUCCAGAAUCCUCCUCCGAGAGCGACUCCCAUGACUCCUUCACGUGCUCGGAGAUGGAGUAUGACCGGGAGAAACCCGUGUCCUACAGUUCUCGCAUGCCUAAGCUUUCCCAGGUCAACGAAUCGGACGCCGAUGACGAGGACCACGGAGGGAGGCUCCGACCGAGGCGAUACUCCAGUCGACGUGCCGAAGGAGGACCGGCCAGCGGUCACAACACCCUCUCGGAGUAUCAGCACCACACUUUACCCCACAAACUGGGCCAAGGGUCCAACAACUUCAACUGGGACAACCUACUGAACUGGGGUCCGGGGUUCACCCACUACGUGGACGUUUUUAAAGACUUAGCACUGCUACCCGAGAACUCUGCUGCUAAAGAUAUCGAAAUGAAGAGCGGCGACGGCUCCAUCACGAUCCUGAACGAGGGUGAAGCCGAGCAGUACGUAUGAGAAACACAUCUGAGACUGGAGUCAGGAGCUGUGAUGAAACAUGAGAUAUUUGAUUAAGACGAACUUAAAUGCAGCAAGGCAGAGCACUGAUUUUGAAAGACGUGCACCGAACACCCAACACUGUCCAUAGUUACACACUAGACUAGGGGUUGCACAGACUCGUCGUUGGGUCUCAGUUGGCAAAUUGUGGAACGUGCAACGGUGCAUCCCAGUUUAUUUGCAUGCCAUUAUCUUUGUACAGUAUUGGCCAAUUGUUUUUGUAAUUUAGUGUAAUUAAGUGAACCCAGAGCACUUUGCGCAUUGUGAGUGAACCCCACUUGGUGCUGUGUACAACUGAGAUUAUCUAAACGUUGCAUUUUCAAUCCUGGAUGCUGUAUUGUGAGUCAUUUAUGUUAAGGUAAACAGUGAUCAUCUGACUAGUAAAUGAAUACCUGUGCAACCCCUAGUAUAAACACACACAGCCUGGAAGAGGAAGACACUACCACGAACACACACGUAUGAAAUAACUCAGAAUGCACAAAUAAAGUUGGUCAUAUUUAGGGGUCGUUGUGACCCUCAGUGACUCUGGGCUCCGUCCAAUUGGCCGAUUGUCCUGUGUGUUAGUGCCUCGACCUCUAGGAAUCAGAUCCGAGAGCUCGGUGUGAAGAGCAGGGCCAUAUUUGGCUCCGGUUCUUCGUGCUCCAGCCAAAAGAGAAAGAAAAGCUCUGGAACCGUCCGCCAAGAACGGGUGUUUCUCAUCCUGAAUAACUGGCUGCCGUCUAAAACAACACAACCUCCAGAUAUGAGAUUAAUCAGGCCUCUGCCUUCUGGAUAUUUGAGGAUUUACGUUUGGGAGCACGGACGCUAUGACUUUCUAUGGUUGUUUGUAUUGGUGUAUUGCAGGAUUCGUACAAACACACUUGACCCGUCUAACGCAAUGCCCAUCUGCUAUGAGACUAUGAACUUGUGUACAUUUUGUAUUAAUAAGAAAGCUCUUUGGAAGUCAAUGUUCUCUGUUGAUAUGUGUUUUUUUUUGUUUUAUUUUGCUCUAUGUUUUUAAAAAUGUACUGUUUCUACUUUUUUACUGUUUAUUAACUUAAAGGUUCAUCAGUGUUUUUCAUGGAUAUUUUUCAUAUGCUGGAAAUGAGGUUCCUACUUUCAGCGGAAGAUUGAACUUCUUAUUUUUUACAUUUGUUACUUAUGUAACAUCAGUAUUUUCCACUAUUUUGAUAAAACUAUAACAUAAUGUCUGAUUUAUACGUGUAAAAGCCAAUAACAGAAUAAAAAAAAAUAUUUAUUUAAAAAUA